CUUUCUUCGGCUUCAAGCCGUAUUUUACAUUUCUCGUAUUAAUUUUUUUAGUGUUCAUUAAAAUUAAAGAAUAUCGGAAUUUCAAGAACAUCGAGACAUAAAUCAACAUAAUGGAAUCUUCAAAGUACUAUUUAGAUAAUUUACUGGUAAAAUGGAUUUUAAAAAUGUAUCAAAAUUAUGAAUGGACUUUAACAUUCUCAGAUAAGCGUGUUGCUGAUUGGCCACUUAUGCAAUCGCCUAUCCCUACUGUGGCUUUAAUCCUCAUCUAUCUUAGUACUGUUCGCUAUGGACCACAGAUAAUGAAAUCUAGACAACCCUUUGAAUUGCGUUGGGUGCUUGUGUUUUACAACCUCUUUAUGACUCUUCUCAAUUUCUAUAUUGCAGUGGAGUUACUAAUAUGUGCCAUUCAAAGGAAAUACAACUGGUCUUGUCAAUUAGUUGACCACUCAGAUAAUCCAUAUGAAAUUCGAAUUGCUAAAGCAUUAUGGUGGUACUACUUUUCUAAGCUAUUGGAAUUUUGUGAUACAUUUUUCUUUAUCCUGAGAAAGAAAAAUAAUCAACUUACAUUCCUUCACAUUUACCAUCAUUCAACAAUGUUUGGCCUUUGGUGGAUUGGAGUAAAGUGGGUUCCUGGUGGAUCAUCUCUACCUGGAGCCAUGGCUAAUUCAUUCGUCCAUGUACUAAUGUAUUUAUAUUACACUUUAUCUGCAAUUGGGCCUGCCAUACAACCAUAUUUGUGGUGGAAAAAAUAUCUAACUAUAAUCCAGUUGAUUCAAUUUGUCUUAGCUGUAAUCAUGGGAAUAAAAGCAAUAAUUUAUGACUGCCAGUUCACAAGGUGGAUGCAAUAUGCUUUAGUAGCAUAUUCAUUUUCUUUUAUAGUUCUAUUUGGAAAUUUUUACCGUAAUUCAUAUUCAAAGAAGAAAGCUCAGAAAAAAGAAUAAAAAACAGUGGAGCUACCGACACUGGAAAAUGCAAUGAAUGCCUGAAUAAUAAGUCAACUCCUCAAAAGACUUGUGUUCAGACUAAUUUUACUGAAUAUUGAUUAAAGAAUUUAUUUCAUAUUGAUUCUUCUGCUGUUACAAAAAGUUAUAUCUACAUAAGUGAUAUUUUAAUAGAUAUGAAUCAUUUCUCUAGAAAUUUAUUAUUAUUGAUCUUGCUUAUUUAUAUUUUUAUUUAUUCCAUUGUUAUUUUACACUGAUUAGAUUGUUUUGGAUCUUAUCAUUUCUGACAUUAAAAAAGAUUUA
This is a messenger RNA of Argiope bruennichi, 1244 nucleotides long. RefSeq names its product elongation of very long chain fatty acids protein 4-like. The transcript has 8 exons. Gene Ontology annotation, cellular component: endoplasmic reticulum membrane. The record is from RefSeq and is a predicted model, not a curated record. Gene Ontology annotation, molecular function: fatty acid elongase activity. Gene Ontology annotation, biological process: fatty acid elongation, saturated fatty acid; sphingolipid biosynthetic process; fatty acid elongation, monounsaturated fatty acid. The coding region runs from base 111 to 941 and encodes 276 amino acids. Lineage: Eukaryota; Metazoa; Arthropoda; Arachnida; Araneae; Araneidae.